AAUGAUAACGCAACUGUUAGUUUUGUUCUGCGUUUGCGCAUGCGUGGUAGCUGAUAACGCUGCGCCCGCGCCGCCGUACCUCCAACAUCUGACAGCCAUGUAUACGGAAGGUGAAAUAGUCGUGGAAGAGGUCUUACCCCUGUUGGACGACAUACCGUACCUGGACAGUCCUCAACGACAUUUUGCUGCAAUAUUGUACUUUAUUAACACUGCAGCUCGAGCGAGAUCUGGCUGUGUUGUUACGAAGUAUAAUGAAGAAUACGUGAAACUCGUCAACAGCUCGGCGCUCGAGGGGUUCGCUAACCCACAAGCCGCAGUAGAUGAACUUGCUGAUCUAAUGACAACUUUACAACAGAAAUUAAAAAAAAUAGUAUACCUGAUAGAAGACACAGACCCUGACAUGGAAGACAACAAACGCAAUGCAUUAGUUGACCAGCGCAUUAAAGCUGAUUUAGCGUCCUAUGAAACACCAGCUGCAAUGUUCAUAGCUGCCGGUGAAGCUGCAAUGAAAGCUGAAGAUCUUAACAAAGAAAUUUAUAGAGCCGCGUAUGAUUUAAGUGCUUUAAAAUUCAUUAUUAAUGGAGCUGACAAACUGAGAGAAAUUAUAGAGGCUACUGCUGCACUUCAUCGAGCACUUAAUGGCUUUCGUCAAUGCUGA
Messenger RNA from Helicoverpa zea (corn earworm), 658 nucleotides. RefSeq lists its product as uncharacterized. The coding region runs from base 2 to 658 and encodes 218 amino acids. Lineage: Eukaryota; Metazoa; Arthropoda; Insecta; Lepidoptera; Noctuidae. The transcript has 4 exons. The record is from RefSeq and is a predicted model, not a curated record.